Molecule: messenger RNA, 1468 nt
Organism: Asparagus officinalis (garden asparagus)
Lineage: Eukaryota; Viridiplantae; Streptophyta; Magnoliopsida; Asparagales; Asparagaceae
Product: lactation elevated protein 1-like
Exons: 7
Coding region: 864-1442 (192 amino acids)
Cellular component (GO): chloroplast; mitochondrion; cytoplasm
Molecular function (GO): ATP binding; ATP hydrolysis activity
Source: RefSeq, a predicted model, not a curated record
UGUGUUUAUAGUAUUCUUCUUUCACGGGAUACUAAUCAUUCUUUUCUUUUUUAGUUUCCAAUUCUUGUUUGUAUAAUUGCUCAAUAUGUCUAGAAGGGAACAUUUGUGAUAUAAGUGCUUUCAGACAUCCGACUUAAAUUAAGUUACAUUACUCUCGGUAAUAUGUCAGCCAGUAACUUCUUCUCCUUUCAAUUUGUUUGAGAGGAGCUGGUUUGCAACCGAUGAUGUAUCUUUGAGGCAGUAGUGCGAGUUCAGUUUCCUGAUUAAUUUCAAACUCAGGUCUAUUGGAGGCAUAUUUCUCAAUUCACAUUUGAUAUUUUUUUGUGGUACUUUUUAGUCAUAGUUUUCUUUUUAAAAUACCAUUUAACUACAUUUAAUAUCUUUAAUUGUUUUGAUUGCUGCAUUAGUUGAUACACACUAGUGAUGAUUGGUGUUAUUUGAUACCCUCAUUCAAAGUACCCAAAUCAAACAGAGGUUUUGCAGGACAUGUAUUUGAGUCACAUGGGCAGGUUUCAUUCGGGUUUGUGCUUGUUAAUGGUAUAAGACCAAAUAGUGGCCCUCAUCACUAGCAGCCUAAUCAAUAUAUUAGGACGUCUGGAUGGACAUGUUUAUAGUUCCAUAUGGUUCACAGUCUGGUUUUUCUCCUUUUCGUUCUAAGAGUUAUCGGUCCUAGAUUUAUUGUGAGGAUUUGUGCACUGUAAACUAUAAUGAGCCAUGCACAUAUAUAUGAACCUCACACGUGUUCUUCUAUUUUAUCACUACAUUUGGACUCUUACAUUUCAUGGAAUAUAUUACUUAUUAUUCCUUGUACAUGCCAUCUAACUGGAGGAAGAAAAGAAUACAUUUCCAUGAUUUUAUGUUGAAUGUCCACAGCCGUUUACAGAUGCAUAAAGGGGUUGCAAAUCCACUUGAAGUUGUUGCAGGGGAAAUAUCAGAUGAGUCUAUUCUUUUAUGUCUCGACGAAUUCAUGGUAUGUUAGAAAUUCAGGGGUGAAUGAUGUUGCUGAUGCUUUGAUAUUAAAUUGUCGCUUUGGACAUCUUUUCAGCGAAGGAGUUGUUCUGGACUCCACUUCAAAUCGUGCACCAGAUAACCUUUAUGAAGGUGGUCUACAGAGGGAUCUAUUUUUACAAUUUAUUGCAACCCUAAAGGACAGGUGUAUUGCUCAUGCAAUUGGUUCUUCCACUGAUUACCGGAAAAUGACUAAUGCUGAACAAGGUUUCUAUCUUAUUGGACAUAAGUACUCUGGAUUUCUUAAACAGAAGUUUCAGCAGAUAAUUGGGGAAGGAACUCCUUUUCCACAAGUUGUGGAAGUUGUUAUGGGAAGACAACUGCAGGUUCCGUUAGGGGCUAAUGGAUGUGCAUAUUUUCCCUUUGAGGAACUAUGUGACAGACCUUUGUUGGCAGCAGAUUAUUUUGGUUUGUUUAGUAAGUCAUUCAUCUGACUUGUGAUUGAACUUUUAAAUUUCAC